AAUGCGAAGGAAACCUGUUCAUUCAUUGCUCGCUACACUUAUUUAUUUAGUUGAUUCAUUAUUGCUGUAGUUGCUGCUGCUGCUGCUUCCUCGUCCUUAAACGCUAUAACUUUUGGCAAAGAAUAUUCUUGCUGUGAGUGUACGUACGUAUAAUAAUAAUAUCCCCAUCGGACUCAUCUUAUGAAUAAUCUAUUAUCUUAAAUCAUUAAUUCAUGGAAUGGGGUGGAUAAAAAGCUGGUCAAUACAUACGUAGAAGAGCAUGCAUAUUUCGGUGCUUCAUAAAUUAUAAGUCAUUAGUGGGGUGUGUAUAUGUAGACUGUAAUGAGUUGGGUAAAGUCAAUCAAUUUCUCAUUGCCUGAAUUUUUCAAACAGAAGCCAAGCCAACGGACACGGACUUUUUUUCAAUUUCCUUGAACAUGUACUAAAUAUGGACUCUACUUCGUACAGUUCAUAUUCAAGAAUCCCAGUUUGUAAUUUACUUUUUGCUACGCAUUUUGCACUGUGGAUUCUUGGGAGAGAAUAACUUGACCGAACAGAAGACGAGACGAUACGAGACAUCAUAUCCUGUCCAGCAGUAUUACUUGGAGAAGACGGAUUGAAACAACUAUUCAUUUGCGAUAGACAUUUAUGCACAUGGAGCGACAGGAAAAAGUUUUGCCUUUUGGAACGCCAAAACAUUUGUCUACUUUGCUCAGAUUGUACAUCUAUGCUCUGCAUGGGUAUUUCAUUGAAGUCAGUUUUACCGCAAUUUGGGAUUUUUUUCUAACUACAAAAAGUUGGAAGCUGGCAGGAUGCUCCAGUUUGUGGUCUCUCUUGAUUUACGGCACGUGUGGAUUAGCGUUGGAAAAGAUGAGCUACUUUCUCCAUCGUAAGGAGAUCUCGAUAGCGUUCCGAUCAAUUGCGUACCUGCUCACCGUCUACUUUUGGGAGUUCACUUCUGGCUACAUUCUGACCUAUUUUAAUGCUUGUCCAUGGGACUACUCGGAAUUCAGCUACAAUAUCGGAGGACUGGUGACUCUGGAAUAUGCGCCAUUCUGGCUCAUUGCUGGUUUGGCCACGGAGCGAAUCAUCUUGGGGAAACUGGAGCACAUCCGGUGGUCCGACGACAGUCCAGACUCACGCGUAAAGAUAUCUACGUCAAUGUCUUCAAACGGAGCAAGCCGAGGGAAAGCCAAGCACAAAAGACAAAGUUAGAUUAUUGUUGCUGACAAUCAUACUCGUUCUCAUUACAAACAAAUUCCAGAUCUUCUCAACAUUUCCAUUAUUGCAAUAUUAGAAAGAUACUUGAGACGAUUUUUUAAGUAUUCCACUUUGUAGAUAAAUAUACAACGCUCGCAGGAAUUUAUAUAUAUUUUUUAAAUAGUUUGUUUCAAGUGGGAGAAAUUUAACGAAACUCAAAUGAAGUGUUCGGCCUCGUAACGCUCCAUUAUAUCUAAUCUCAGGUCGCAUGCUGAGAAAAGGAAAGUGAAGGAGAGUUUUAGAAUAAUUUAUGCAUACAUACAUCGACAAAUUUAAUAAUGUGAAUUCUAUUUUUUUCACACAUGAAAAUGGUGUUUUUGUUCCCGCAUUAUGUCGAAUGUGAAUGCCAAGUAAACAAUAGUAUUAUUAAUUUCGAAAACCUACAGUAAACGUGCUUCAUGGAAAGCCAUGCAGCAAAAGUUCAAAGUAUACCAAGUCAUUAAUAUCAUUUAUGUACAUAUAUGUGAAAUGUAAUGAAUAUAUGUACACACUACAUAUUUAUGUUAUUGAUAAUUACAUGAAGCAAUAAUAAAACUAGAAGACUCCACUUAUUAGCAACAGCUCAAAAUUGAAA
This is a messenger RNA of Folsomia candida, 1813 nucleotides long. Its product is annotated as transmembrane protein 229b. Lineage: Eukaryota; Metazoa; Arthropoda; Collembola; Entomobryomorpha; Isotomidae. The transcript is spliced from 5 exons. The coding region runs from base 628 to 1194 and encodes 188 amino acids. The record is from RefSeq and is a predicted model, not a curated record.